UCGGGCCCUAGUUGCCUGUAGUCGUCCCCGCGGUUCCGGGUUACAAAGUCUCUGAGCACCCCCGGACUCUCUUCUUCCCAGACCCCCGGGAUGCGGGGCGUGGGGCCCAGAAACCUCCUGCUGCUGCUGGGUGCGCUGGUCCUCACUGAGACCCAGGCAGGCUCCCACUCCCUGAGAUAUUUCUUCACCGCCGUGUCCCGGCCCGGCCGCGGGGAGCCCCGCUUCAUCGCCGUCGGCUACGUGGACGACACGCAGUUCGUGCGGUUCGACAGCGAUGCCCGGGAUCCGAGGAUGGAGCCGCGGGCGCGGUGGGUGGAGCAGGAGGGGCCGGAGUAUUGGGAUCAGGAGACGCAGGGAACUAAGGACGCCGCACUGACUUUCCGAGCGAACCUGAACACCCUGCGCGGCUACUACAACCAGAGCGAGGCCGGGUCUCACACCCUCCAGGAGAUGUACGGCUGCGACGUGGGACCUGACGGGAGACUCCUGCGCGGGUAUGACCAGUUCGCCUACGACGGCAGAGAGUACAUCGCCCUGAACGAGGACCUGCGCUCCUGGACCGCGGCGGACACGGCGGCUCAGGUCACCCAGCGCAAUGCUGAGGCGGCAGGUGAUGCGGCGCGUGUGAGGAUCUACCUGGAGGGCAAGUGCGUGGAGUGGCUCCGCAGAUACCUGGAGACCGGGAAGGACACGCUGCAGCGCGCAGACCCUCCAGAGACACAUGUGGCCCAUCACCCCAUCUCUGACCGUGAGGUCACCUUGAGGUGCUGGGCCCUGGGCUUCUACCCUGAGGAGAUCUCACUGACCUGGCAGCGUGACGGGGAGGACCAGACUCAGAACAUGGAGCUUGUGGAGACCAGGCCUUCAGGGGAUGGAACCUUCCAGAAGUGGGCGGCCCUGGUGGUGCCUUCUGGAGAGGAGCAGAGAUACACGUGCCGUGUGCAGCACGAGGGGCUUCAGGAGCCCCUCACCCUGAGAUGGGAACCUCCUCAGACCCCCUUCCUCACCAUGGGCAUCAUUGUUGGCCUGGAUCUCCUCGUGGUGGCUGUGGUGGCUGGAGCUGUGAUCUGGAGGAAGAAGCGCUCAGGUGAAAAAGGACGGAUCUACACCUAGGCUGCAAGCAGUGACAGUGCCCAGGGCUCUGAUGUGUCUCUCACGGUUCCUAAAGUGUGAGACAGCUGCCUUGUGGGGACUGAGUGAUGCUUCGUCCCACUUUGUGACGUCAGAUCCUGGGACCCCUCUUUCUGCAGCUGCAUCUGAAUGUGCCUGUGCUCCUAUUAGCAUAACGUGAAGUGAAGUGAGCUCGCUCAGUCAUGUCCGACUCUUUGUGACCCCAUGGACUGUAGCCCACCAGGCUCUUCCAUCCAUGGGAUUUUCCAGGCAAGGAUACUGGAGUGGGUUGCCAUUUCCUUCUCCAGGGGAACUUUCUGACCCAGGGGUCGAAUCCAGGUUUCCCACAUUGCCUGCAGGCGCUUUACCCUCUGAGCCACUGGGGAAGCCCCCAGGGAUGGUUUACCCAACCUGCGUUCUCUUCCCUCAGGCACAUUCCUGUUCCAGCAGAGACAGAGCUGAACCCUCUCCAUUGCAGUCUUUGCUUCACAUGUGCUGAGUAAAGAUGUCUUAUUUUCCUAUUGCAAAUAAAAUCUAUAUUGAAUUACUUUUUUCUAAUACCUGCCAAGAGAGUUUACUGGGAAAGUAAAGUAGAAGAUUCCUUCAGUUUAAGAGAGAAA
Budorcas taxicolor (takin) is the source of this 1730-nucleotide messenger RNA. Its product is annotated as BOLA class I histocompatibility antigen, alpha chain BL3-7-like. Lineage: Eukaryota; Metazoa; Chordata; Mammalia; Artiodactyla; Bovidae. The record is from RefSeq and is a predicted model, not a curated record. Gene Ontology annotation, molecular function: signaling receptor binding; peptide antigen binding. The transcript has 8 exons. Gene Ontology annotation, biological process: antigen processing and presentation of endogenous peptide antigen via MHC class Ib; positive regulation of T cell mediated cytotoxicity; immune response. Gene Ontology annotation, cellular component: external side of plasma membrane.